GAUUUCGUUCCCACACAUAAGCUCUCGCGGGUCUUUUAAAAGCCGUCGCUUAAAAGUUUGCCUCCACAGUCCUUCACAAAUCACAACUACAAGACGCCAAGUGAAUCACAACCACUGCAAUUCUUCUCCCUCUAAAACUCCACAAAUCUCCGAAAUGGAGAAUCUAAGGGCUCCAUUUCGGGGUAUUGUGGAUGAUAUCAGAGGAAGAGCGGCCUGUUAUAAGCAAGAUUGGAUUGAUGGUCCACUUUCAGGAAUUGGAAUUUUAGCCCCAACUGCUUAUAUUUUUUUCGCUUCUGCACUUCCUGUUAUUGCUUUUGGUGAGCAAUUGAGCCGAGAUACAGAUGGAAGGUUGAGCACGGUAGAAACAUUGGCUUCCACAGCAAUUUGUGGCAUACUUCAUUCAAUUCUUGGUGGGCAACCUCUCCUAGUUGUAGGAGUUGCAGAACCUACAAUUAUUAUGUAUACCUAUUUGUACAAUUUUUGCAAGAAAAGGCAUGAUAUAGGGGGGGACCUCUUCUUGGCUUGGGCAGGAUGGGUUUGUGUCUGGACAGCCCUCUUGCUGUUUCUUCUUGCUAUAUUCAAUGCUUCCACUCUUAUCAACAAAUUUACAAGGAUUGCAGGGGAACUUUUUGGCAUGUUAAUCUCUGUUCUGUUCAUUCAAGAAGCUAUUAAGGGAGUGAAGAGCGAAUUUGAAGUUCCCCAGACCGAGAAUACAAGUUUAGAGAAGUAUCAAUUUCAUUGGCUUUACACGAAUGGAUUACUGGGAAUCAUCUUUACUUUUGGCCUUCUCUAUACUGCCUUGAAGAGCAGAAAUGCAAGAUCGUGGUUGUAUGGGACAGGCUGGCUAAGGAGUUUCAUUGCAGACUAUGGAGUUCCUCUGAUGGUUAUAGUAUGGACUGCACUAUCAUUUAGUGUACCAAGCAAAGUCCCAUUUGGGGUUCCUAGAAGACUUCAAAGUCCUUUGGCAUGGCAAUCUACUUCUCUGUACCAUUGGACCGUUAUCAAGGACAUGGGGAAGAUACCUCCUGCAUACAUCUUUGCAGCCUUUAUUCCUGCUGUGAUGAUUGCAGGACUUUAUUUUUUUGAUCAUAGUGUUGCUUCUCAGAUGGCACAACAAAAGGAGUUUAAUCUCAAGAACCCUUCUGCUUACCAUUAUGACAUCCUGUUGCUGGGAUUUAUGACAUUGCUUUGUGGGUUAAUUGGGCUUCCUCCUUCAAAUGGGGUUUUGCCACAGUCCCCCAUGCACACCAAGUGUCUUGCAACUCUCAAGAGGCGUUUGAUGCGGAGGAAGAUGGUAGAAAGUGCAAAGGAAAGCAUAAAAAGGAAAGUUAGUGAUUCUGAGAUCUACGGCCAAAUGCAAGCUGUGUUCUUAGAAAUGGAGAGUAGCCCAAUUACGACAUCAGUAGUCAAAGAGCUGGAAGAUUUAAAGGAGGCAGUCAUGAAAGGUGAAAGUAAGGAUGAAAAUGCAAAUGUUACAUUUGACCCAGAGAAGCAUAUUGAUGCUUAUCUUCCUGUUCGAGUGAACGAGCAAAGAUUGAGCAAUCUGUUGCAAUCACUUCUAGUGGCAGCAUCAGUAUUUGCUUUACCAGCAAUAAAGAAGAUACCAACAUCGGUUCUCUGGGGAUACUUUGCGUAUAUGGCCAUUGACAGUCUACCUGGAAACCAAUUUUGGGAAAGGAUUUUACUUCUCUUUGUAAUGCCUAGUCGACGUUACAAGGUCCUAGAAGGUUUUCAUGCUUCCUUUGUGGAGUCUGUUCCAUUCAAAUACAUAGCCGCGUUCACUCUAUUUCAAUUUGUAUAUUUUCUCAUUUGUUUUGGAGUGACUUGGAUCCCCAUAGCUGGAGUCUUGUUUCCUUUGCCUUUCUUCCUUCUCAUUGGCAUCAGACAUCGCAUCCUUCCCAAGCUACUCCAACCUCAUUAUUUGCAGGAGCUUGACGCAGUUGAGUAUGAAGAACUAACCGGUACCUCAAUUCUCUCACUUAGCCUGUCUAUCAAGGAAAAGAAUACCACUCAUAUAGUUGAUACUGAAGAUAAAGUUGAAAUAUGUGAUGCUGAAAUACUUGAUGAGUUGACAACUCAUAGAGGGGAGUUGAAAGUUAGAACUAAAAGCUUCAACGAGGAUAGACACAGUCAGAUCCAUCCUGACCAAGGCACUGAUAAUGGCAAAUACUAAAAGUUGAGAUUUCGACUGAAAGUGAUACAAAAUUCAUGUGCGUAUGUAUCCAUCCUCUUAUUAUGAUCUUGGAAAAUAAAUGUAAAUUUGGAAGGAUUUGUAAUUACUUAUAGGAAUGCCAACAAGAGCGUAGCUCAACUGGCAUAGUAUUUGUACUAUCGACCUUAAGGUUUGAGGUUCGAUUCCCCUACCCACACUUUAAUUACAAUACCUUUAAAAAAAACAAAAAAAAUUGCUUAUAGGAAGUUGGCUAAUACAACAUUUACUGUCUUCUUUUCA
Messenger RNA from Benincasa hispida (wax gourd), 2452 nucleotides. RefSeq names its product HCO3- transporter family (gene BOR4). The record is from RefSeq and is a predicted model, not a curated record. Gene Ontology annotation, cellular component: plasma membrane. Gene Ontology annotation, molecular function: solute:inorganic anion antiporter activity. Gene Ontology annotation, biological process: transmembrane transport; monoatomic ion homeostasis; monoatomic anion transport. NCBI's taxonomy places the organism in Eukaryota, Viridiplantae, Streptophyta, Magnoliopsida, Cucurbitales, Cucurbitaceae.